Magnusiomyces paraingens is the source of this 264-nucleotide messenger RNA. RefSeq lists its product as uncharacterized. NCBI's taxonomy places the organism in Eukaryota, Fungi, Ascomycota, Dipodascomycetes, Dipodascales, Dipodascaceae. Gene Ontology annotation, cellular component: cytosol. Bases 1 to 264 code for a protein of 87 amino acids. The transcript has 2 exons. The record is from RefSeq and is a predicted model, not a curated record.
AUGGCAAUUUCUGACAAUAAGACUGAAUCGUGGUACCUUGACCUUAAAAAAAAGGGAGCCGUUGGGAAAGGCACUUCACCUGCUGGUCCUGCUGAUAUUACCUUAAACGUAAGCGAGGAAAACUUUGGUAAACUUGUUGAUGGAAGCGCUAGUGCUCAACGACUUUUUAUGAGCGGGAAGUUGAAAGUUAAAGGCAAUGUGAUGAAAGCUGCAUCUAUCGAAACUGUGUUGAAGGCUGCACAGAAUGCAAAGCCGAAGCUUUAA